Triplophysa dalaica is the source of this 1401-nucleotide messenger RNA. Its product is annotated as neutral cholesterol ester hydrolase 1-like. The record is from RefSeq and is a predicted model, not a curated record. NCBI's taxonomy places the organism in Eukaryota, Metazoa, Chordata, Actinopteri, Cypriniformes, Nemacheilidae. The coding region runs from base 139 to 1362 and encodes 407 amino acids. Gene Ontology annotation, molecular function: carboxylic ester hydrolase activity. The transcript has 5 exons. Gene Ontology annotation, cellular component: membrane.
CCUUUAUUAUAUAAUUCGCUGUAAGUUACGUUCAUACUCCGCUCCCCGCAGGCAACGCACAGGUGUCACACACGCAUUUUGUUAACACUCACGUUUCUUUUAUCGGUCCACCUUUUUGAGCAUUGAAGAGCAUUAAAAAUGCGACCAAUUUUGUUCGGGACGAUAUUAGUGUCAAUAGCAGUCGCUUAUUACGUUCAUAUCCCUCUGCCCAGCAAUGUAUCAGAGCCAUGGACGCUCUUGUUUACGGAUGCAGUAAUACGUAGCAUAAUGGACGUGAGUUUUUUAGCUCACGAUAUGGGACUGAGUCAUCCCUUCGCUUUUGUUAAAUACUUCAUGGCAUGGAAUGAGAUAGAGAGCGCACAGUCUAGCCCGGGCGUCCGUGUCAGAGACGCGUCCUUUGCUGGAGUACAUGCCCGAGUGUUUGAAACCACUUUAGCAGGCCACUUAAAAAGAGGUGUGGUCUAUUUUCAUGGAGGUGGAUGGACACUUGGUAGUGCAAAGAUGAAGUCGUACGACUCGCAGUGUAGACGGAUGGCUGAAGAAUUGGAUGCAGUCGUUAUAUCUGUCGAGUACCGUCUAGCCCCAGAGGCACGUUUCCCAGAUCAGUACAAUGAUGCUCUCGAGGCCUCCAAACGUAUCCUGACAGCGGAGGUGCUUGAUCGGUACUCUAUAGACCCAGAAAGAGUGGCCGUGUCAGGAGACAGCGCUGGGGGGAACCUAGCCGCUGCUGUCACCCAUCAGAUGGCCUUAGAUGCAAGUGCACCCACUAAGUUUAAAGUUCAGGCCCUCCUCUACCCCGUUCUCCAGUCCCUGGACUUCAACACGCCCUCCCACCAGCAAAAUCACAAUAUGCCCAUCCUGAACGCUCCCCUCCUGGCCCGCUUUGUCCUGGAGUACUUUAAUGGGUCUCAGGCACUUGUUCCUUCUUUGCUGGCGAACAGGCACUUAGCUCUGAAUCAGAGCCAGGAGAUAGCAGCAGCCAAAGCUAAGAUCAACUGGACCCGGCUUCUUCCGCUGUCCGUUCAGAAGAACUUUAAGCCUGUGGUUCCGCUGCAGGGUGACCCAAAGAUGGUCCAGAUUCAAAAGUUUAUGCUGGAUGUGAGAGCUUCUCCUUUACUAGCUGCACAGGAGGUGUUGAAAGCUGUGCCACCCACUUAUAUCAUGACCUGUGAGCUUGACGUGCUGAGAGACGAUGGACUGAUGUACGGCAGGCGACUGGAGGAGGCUGGAGUCGCCGUCACCAUUGAUCACUAUGAAGAUGGUUUUCAUGGAUGCACAAGUUUUGCGUUCUCGCCCACUCCGUUCACGGUUGCAUUGCGAAGCUUUGGAAACUUCAUCCGAUGGUUGAAGGAGAACCUGUAGGAGGGGUUUUUGACUAAUUAAAUUUGCAUUUUAAACGUU